GCUCGAAUAACUUAAUUGGAUUAUGUGAUAUCAAAUUUAGUCAGUCAGUUUCGAGUGUUGAUUAGAAUCCAAGUUAAUCGACCACAAACGUGAGGCUGUUUGAUCAAUUGCACGUUUGGAAUAGAGGUCAACGUCAACAAGUUCACUAAUUACAAUAAAAAUUGAAUUAUUAAAAAUUACUAUAUUAACGCCAAAUUUGAAUCAUGUUACUCCAAUCAACUUCAAAAAAGUUGCGGGGUACUAGUCCCUUCGCAAUUUAUACGUUUCAGAGUUUGUUCUUUAAGUACAUUUACGCGUCAACUUAUGCAUUUUUGGGACAAUACCUCAAUGUUGAAGGCCAUCAAUACCAAAGCAUGAACACACUGCUUCGCAAUGCGUGGAGCAUGAAGUGUUUCUUCUCGUUCAUCAGUGACUCAGUGCCAAUCUGUGGACUAAGACGCCUGCCCUACAUUUCCAUAGGUUUAUGCAUCAUCUUCCUAUCCAGCUGCAUCAUGUUUUUACUCCCGAUGCCCGAACCCUAUUUUGACUCAUACACCGAAAUUGACUCGAAUGGAAACUCAAACUGCUCGCGUGACUUGAACGUAAUCAGAAACCCCGACGCGCCCAAUUCUGCUUUACCGUAUGCAAUUUUAUUCGGAAUUGCUUACACCUGUAUGGCUUGGUCUGACUGUUGCAUUGAUGGACUUAUAACACAGAAGUCCAUGCUUGAGGAAGAGUCAAAGCGUGGACGAUUUUUAACGGCCAUCAAAAUAGUAGAGAAGUUGGCCGCUGCUUUUUUCGCCAUGUUCUUCGCAACUUUCUACAACAAAGUGGACUAUGGCGGACGCUUUUGUACAUUUGGUCUGGAGUUCAACCAAAUAUCGUUGGUUGUGUCAGUGGGAUGUAUAGUGACUCUGAUUUACACCAUUAUCUUCACAAAUGAGAGAGAUAUUGAUACUGCAGAUAAGCAUGUUGGGUUCAAGGAUAACUUCUCUAGUUUCUGGGAGUUCCUGCAGACGACGCACUUUCUGAAGCUACUUGCAUACAGAAUGUUUGUAUCUAUUCUCUUUGGGUUUUCGACUCCGGCUAAGAGCAAAGUGGAGAUCCGGUGGGUUGGAGUGGAACCCCUGGUCAAGGGAUACCAGAGUGUAUUGAUCAACCUUCUCAGUGCGCUCGGAAUGUAUAUCUUCAGGCGCUUCUUCAUCAACUCCAACUGGCGCAAACUAAUUGCCAUUCUGACCAUGAUCGAAAUCGGAUUGAGAGGCGGAACUGAAACGUUGGCUCUAUUCGGAGUGAUUCGGAAUCAGUUCCUAUGGUAUGCGGAUGACCUGGUCUUCGGUUUAUUUCAUAUGUGGAUCUUCUUCACUAGUUCAUUAAUCGUCAUCGAGUAUGCUCCUCAGAACUUGGAGGGAACCUCGUUUGCAGUCAUGUGGUCUGUUGCCGCUUGUUCAGGAGCUAUAGGCUCUGCGUUCGGCAAUAUAAUGUUCAGUUUCUUUGAUGUCGUCAACGAUGAAAGAUACAUUCGGGAUUCGGAACUCGACCGAAAGAUGGUUUUCUACACUUUUUGUAUCGACUGGUUCUUUGCAUUUUCAACUAUCGGUUUCGUAUUUCUGCUGCCGACUCAGAAACCGAUGGCUCGAAAAUGGCGCGAGGAGGGAGAGAAAACAGCCAAUAAGAAGACGGCGAUAUGUCUCCUGCUCUUCGUGUGCUCUGGAUUUGGGUUUUCUCUGGUUCUGUCGGCGUUUACAUUCUUCGAAGAAACCAGAUGUCUGAUCAUUGCAGGAGGCGCUGGAUGUUGAUCUAUUUUGUAAUCUCAACUCAUAGAUCUCUUGUCAAAAACUUUGUGGUUCGAAGUUUUUUAGAAUUUUUUUUUCGAACAGCAGCGCUCUAUGGCACAAUCCCCUGAUACUCUAUCUCACUUAAGAUUUUUUCGUUCAGCUUCAAUUAAGCUUUUAGACGAUUACGCGCAACAAUCAAAAUUUAUUUCAAUUGGAAACUUCGAAAACAUUUACUUGUAAAAACUUGUAUCAUUUUCCUACAAUUGCAGUAUCAUUUGCAACAAUU
Symsagittifera roscoffensis is the source of this 2043-nucleotide messenger RNA. RefSeq lists its product as uncharacterized. Bases 204 to 1778 code for a protein of 524 amino acids. The transcript has 5 exons. The record is from RefSeq and is a predicted model, not a curated record. Lineage: Eukaryota; Metazoa; Xenacoelomorpha; Acoela; Convolutidae.